AUGCCCGCCAGUCCGUUCUCCCUCGACGCCCCCAUCCCUCCGCAUCUUGACCUGGCCGGUGCUCGUUCGCAACUGUUCCAAGUGCCGCCCACCCCCUCGGCCUCAUCCGCCUUGUAUCGCUCCAUUUCCAUCCCCAACCGCAAGAGAUCCCGCCCUGAGGUUGAGAAUCGCUCCUGGCUGGACAUCGAUGCUCCCACCACCCGAAUCCCCUCAUUUUUCUCCCCAGAUGAUUAUCUUCCCGGGGUGGAUGACAUCUCUGCCGAUCUCGACUACCGCCCCAGUCGGUAUCGCAAUCCCCCGCGCCCCAUCACCCUCGAUGACAGCAUCGAGUCCCUCAGUGAAGCCGCAGGCAUCCGCCGGAAACGCAGUCGUCCGGACCCGUCGUUGAUCGCGGCCUCUCCCCUCACUUCGCCCCUCCAUCACAAUGAAAAGAUGACCCCCAGCGGCGAGGCUUCUCCGCAACUGGCUCCGGUCCGCUGGAGUCGGGCGGUGCUCGGCGUGGUCGGCAAAGUCUGGGACUUUUGCUGGGGGGGAGCCUUUCGGGGUUUCUAUGCGGGAGGCGGUCGAGGCUAUACCAUGACCGCGGAGGAUGUAUCACUGCCGCUACCCGCCCCAUCGACUGAAAAGGAAAACUUCAUCUUUGCCCCGACCCCUCAGCCCCAACAAGGUCCUGCCAGUCCUCUGCCCGGCAAGUAUCCGGACGAGGACGAUCUCAACCGCAGCUGGGUCAUGGUCUCUGCCCGCGAAGGAUUCGGGGACGAAGCCAGCCCAUCGCAGCGCCGGCGAGUUCAUCGCCGGACCCCAGCACAUGCCCACAGCCGCCGGCGGUCGCAGGGUAAGCGCACGCUGAUGACGCCGCACGCGCCGUCCAUGCCGACCCGGGCACAGUUCUCGACGCCGGCCAAGCCGCGGGAGAGCCCCGUCUCGGUGGAGACGCAGCGCUACAUGGCGCAGAAGCGACGCAUGGAGCGGGAGGAGGAUGCCAGUCUCGCGCGGUUGAACCGCCAGCUUCAAGCGAUGAUCAAAGAGGGCCAGCAGGCGCUGGGAACUCGCGUGGAGGUGAACGACCUGGAUAUGGAGGAUUAA
This is a messenger RNA of Aspergillus ibericus CBS 121593, 1086 nucleotides long. RefSeq lists its product as uncharacterized. NCBI's taxonomy places the organism in Eukaryota, Fungi, Ascomycota, Eurotiomycetes, Eurotiales, Aspergillaceae. The coding region runs from base 1 to 1086 and encodes 361 amino acids. The transcript has a single exon. The record is from RefSeq and is a predicted model, not a curated record.